AGAAAAACGAACCGUCGUCUUCAACUCCCAGCCAGAACGCAGAACCUCCAGUCUCAGUCAGCACCAGACAAAUCCGAUCCAAUGUCGGUUCUUUAGCGCCUCUUCUUCCGCAAGUCAUAUUUUCGUCCAACAGCCAUGUCACGGAGGCCGGUGACUCUGAAUUUGGACACGUCUCGACGGUUCGGGGACAACGGCGGAGCUCUGUUCGCAGGUUCUUCCUAUUCCAAAUCCAAGUCUUCUCCGAUCUUAUUGGUCGCCCUCGUUGCCGUGGGAGCAUUGCUUCUUCUUGCGUAUUCAUACAGCGGCAGAGGUGGAGGUGGCAAUCUUAAAGGUGUUGUUAGCAGGGUUGAAGCUGCAGGUGAUUACUCAUGCACGGUGGAGGUCCAACAAGCAAUUCCCGUUUUGAAGAAAGCGUAUGGCGACAGCAUGCAUAAGGUUUUGCACGUUGGGCCCGAUACUUGUACUGUGGUUUCCAAAUUGCUGAGUGAGGAAGAAACUGAAGCCUGGGGUGUGGAACCCUACGAUGUAGAGGAUGCUGGUAGAAGUUGUAAAGCUCUUGUGCGCAAAGACAUUGUGCGUGUUGUUGAUAUCAAGUAUCCACUUCCGUACAGGCCAAAGUCAUUUUCUCUCGUACUUGUUUCGGAUGCAUUGGAUUAUUUGUCUGAAAGAUACCUCAACAGAACCCUCCCUGAUUUGGCAAGGGUGUCGUCUGAUGGUCUUGUGGUCUUUACAGGCUAUCCUCGCAAGCAGAGAGCUAAAGCUGCUGAGGUCUCCAAAUUUGGGAGGGCGGCCAAAUUGAGGAGCACAUCAUGGUGGUCUAAGUUUUUUGGUCAGAUUAGCUUAGAAGAGAAUGAUGAUGCCGCCAAGAAGUUCAAUGAGGCAGCAACAAAGAUGUCGUAUGUCUCAAACUGCCAAGUUUUCCACCUCAAGUCAUUCAAUUGAUGUCUUGACAUUCGACUGAAAUAGGCGUCUUGACAUAAGAGCCGUCCUGAAGCUGCUUAGUACAGUACUUCAAAUUUUUGGGGAACCUUUACGACGUAUUGUCUAACCCUAUUCUUGCAUAUGUUUAUUCUUUCAUUGGAAUUGUUUUGUGUAGCGAAGCAUGCAUUAGUUUGGUGAGUCAUGAGUGCUCAGAUACGUCGCUAAAUUAGUUUUUGUUGAGCCAAUUCAUUGGUCUAUUUUCUUCAAGAUAAAUCAAACCUAGGAUUUCAUCAAUUCUUAAUUUUCAAAAGAAAA
Molecule: messenger RNA, 1236 nt
Organism: Pyrus x bretschneideri (Chinese white pear)
Lineage: Eukaryota; Viridiplantae; Streptophyta; Magnoliopsida; Rosales; Rosaceae
Product: probable pectin methylesterase CGR3
Exons: 7
Coding region: 136-942 (268 amino acids)
Biological process (GO): pectin metabolic process
Molecular function (GO): methyltransferase activity
Source: RefSeq, a predicted model, not a curated record